AUGAGUACCGGGUUAUUUCCAUUCGUGGGACUUCCUCUGCCUCGAAUUUCCCCCAAGCCGAAGGCAAUCACCCGAGAUGAUAGAUUCGAAGUGAUUGUUAUUGGGGCCGGCCCAGCAGGUCUAAUGAUGACCUUCUUGCUUGCCCGGUAUGGUCUCACAGCCGAGUCCGUGCUGUGCAUCGACGCGAAAGCAAACCGCGUGCAAAAUGGCCAUGCGGACGGGCUCCAGCCCCAGACGCUGGAGGUACUUCGGUCACUCGGCCUGGCGGGUUCACUUCUUGACGAUGGCCGCCAUCUAUCGAAAUUCGCAAUCUGGGAACCGUCCGCGAUUGACGGCACCAUCCAGCGGUCGUCUCUAGCGCGCACGACGACGCCAUCAUCUCGCUACCCGCACGUAGUCACUAUCCACCAGGGUAAGGUGGAGCAGAUCCACGAGGCAGGACUGAUUCAGUAUUAUGCGACUGUGGUACAGCGUCGAAGCAGGCUCGUGGACGCGUAUAUCGACUCUGCCGGUGAUGUUGAGUUUCCGGUGGUGGCAAAGGUGGAAUGCGACGGCGUCGUGAAGACGCUUCGGAGUAAGUAUCUGGUGGGAGCGGACGAUUUCCCGGAUAUACGGAGACGCAGCUUGAUUAGGUCCAGGCACGGUACGGUGUUCGUGAUUCCCAGGGAGCGAAAUGCAAGUGGAGAAUAUUUGACUCGUCUGUAUGUGCGCAUGCCUUGCGAGCUCCAGCGCAUCUUGAAGCAGUAUGUGGUUUCAGACGCCGAUGACAUCGGCAAGAUCUUUCUCGUGGGAGACGGAAUGAAUUUUUCCAUGAUGGAUGCCUACAACCUGGGAUGGAAACUCGCCUAUUCCAUCAUGGGACUGACUCCGGUUUCUCUGGACUCACUCCAGCAGGAUGAGAUAUUGAAGACUUAUCACUGCGAGCGGUUUCCCAUCGCUCAGCAAUUGAUUGAGUUUGAUAGGCAGUACGCAGCGAAGUUUGCCGCCGCGAAGGAGAUGUCCUUGUGCGAAGAUAGAUCAACUUCUGGAGUCAAUAGCAUCCUGGGUUGUCGUCGCAGGAUAAAUGCGUUCUCUAGCGGAUGUGGUAUUGAAUACUCGGAAAGCAUCCUCACGAUAAAAGCAGGACAGGCGAUCUCCUUUUCAGGAUCAUGUCUGCUGGCUCUUACGCCUGGGACCAGACUACCGAAUGUCCGACUGAAAAGAUACGCAGAUGGAGAAUAUUGCGAUCUACACGAUGAGAUGUUUUCCAAUGGCCGCUUUCGGGUCCUGUGUCUAGCCUCAUCAGACUUCCUGAGCUCUGAUGGCGUAUCUGCGCGAGCUCUACACUGGAUUGGUGAGGCGCUGCUUCCUCACUUCCCGGGAGAUGUGAUCGAACAAUUUGUUAUCUACCCGUCCGAGCAAUGCCCCAGAGAUUGGAGUUGUCUUCCAUCGUCAGUUAAAUGUCAUUCUGAAAUGAGGCUGUAUGAUGGCUCGGCUGUGCAGGAUGCGUAUGAGCAGUUUGGAGUGGAUAUCCACCAUGGCGCACUGGUCAUUCUUCGCCAGAUGGCCACAUAG
Aspergillus japonicus CBS 114.51 is the source of this 1554-nucleotide messenger RNA. Its product is annotated as FAD/NAD(P)-binding domain-containing protein. Gene Ontology annotation, molecular function: FAD binding. NCBI's taxonomy places the organism in Eukaryota, Fungi, Ascomycota, Eurotiomycetes, Eurotiales, Aspergillaceae. The record is from RefSeq and is a predicted model, not a curated record. The coding region runs from base 1 to 1554 and encodes 517 amino acids. The transcript has 6 exons.